AUGGGUAAUGAUAUUGAGAAAGGCAAUAAAAUUUUGGUUCAGAAGUGUGCCCAGUACCACACUGUGGAAAAGGGAGGCAAGCACAAGACUGGGCCAAAUCUCCGUGGUAUCUUUGGGUGGAAGACGGGUCAGGCAACUGGCUUCUCUUACACACAGGCCUAUAAGAACAAAGGCAUAACAUGGGGAGAGGACACACUGAUGGAGUAUUUGGGGAAUCCCAAGAAGUACAUCCCUGGGGGGGAAAAAAAAAUCUUCACCUGCAUUAAGAAGAAGGAAGAAAGGGCAGACUUGAUAGCUUAUCUCAAAAAAACUACUAAUGAGUAA
Otolemur garnettii (small-eared galago) is the source of this 324-nucleotide messenger RNA. RefSeq names its product cytochrome c-like. Gene Ontology annotation, cellular component: mitochondrial intermembrane space. Gene Ontology annotation, biological process: mitochondrial electron transport, ubiquinol to cytochrome c; mitochondrial electron transport, cytochrome c to oxygen. The record is from RefSeq and is a predicted model, not a curated record. The coding region runs from base 1 to 324 and encodes 107 amino acids. The transcript has a single exon. NCBI's taxonomy places the organism in Eukaryota, Metazoa, Chordata, Mammalia, Primates, Galagidae. Gene Ontology annotation, molecular function: electron transfer activity; heme binding.